Eurytemora carolleeae is the source of this 566-nucleotide messenger RNA. Its product is annotated as RNA-binding protein 8A. The record is from RefSeq and is a predicted model, not a curated record. The transcript is spliced from 5 exons. Gene Ontology annotation, molecular function: mRNA binding. The coding region runs from base 243 to 551 and encodes 102 amino acids. NCBI's taxonomy places the organism in Eukaryota, Metazoa, Arthropoda, Copepoda, Calanoida, Temoridae.
UUUUCUAGAGGUUUCUAUGGAUUGAGGAAGAAAGGGAGUCUGUAUACUGUGUGUACUUAGUAGUUAGUAGUGUUACACAAACCACUGACUAGAUGAAUGAGUUAAAUCUGCUCCCAUGCUGGCUAAAUGAUAAUGUACCUUGAAGGAUAGAAAGAUAGAAAGCUGGAAGGAAGUGGAAAGCUUGAAACGCAAUAUAUGAAGUAGAAAGGCAGAUCUCAGGCCCAGAAAGUUCUAAAAGUGAAAUGCCAAACUUCGGUGGAGAAGGUUGUAAACUAUUUGUUUACGGAGUAUCAACAGGCACACCAAAGGAAGAAAUACAGGAUGAAUUUGAACGAUUUGGUGAAGUGACAGACACAUACAACAGUGGCAAAGGGUACGCGUUCGUUACAUUUAGUUCAAAAGAAAGUGCUGAACAGGCUAGAGAAGGAAUGAACGGGCAAACUAUAGGCGGACAGGAGAUAAAGGUCAGAAUAUGUGGGUGUCGGGCAGGUCGAUCACAGGACCUAGCAGGGGGUAGGGGGCAGGACAGCACAUGGAGUGGGACAAAUUAAGGAGUGGGGACAGUA